Messenger RNA from Lathyrus oleraceus (garden pea), 1185 nucleotides. RefSeq lists its product as uncharacterized. The coding region runs from base 340 to 1044 and encodes 234 amino acids. The transcript has a single exon. Lineage: Eukaryota; Viridiplantae; Streptophyta; Magnoliopsida; Fabales; Fabaceae. The record is from RefSeq and is a predicted model, not a curated record.
ACCCUAAUAAUAGCAAGAUAAACCAACCCUCAACCACCUUAACCACUCUCACAAUUACUCUCUCUCCUCCUUCAAUUUUUCAACCCAUCUCCACAUAAUUUCAUCUUUCCCUCCCUCACCACUCUCACUCAUACACACACUAUCAAACAAAACAAAUUCAAAAUCCCCUAUUGAUGGAUCUCAUUCCUCUAUCACCAAAAUUCAAACUUUAAACAACCAUAUUCUACCCUUUAUCCCAAAAAAACAAAAACCAAACCCACACUUUUCCUCCAAAAUAUCUCUCAUUUCCCCCUCAAAAUUCUAAAUCUUCCCCCAAAAAUACAAACUUUCUCACCUUCAAUGUGGCCACCAUGGAACAAAUCAACUUCCUCUUCCUUCUCAUGUUCCUCUUUCAAAGACAUUCAAACCCUCCUCAUAGACGAACCCUCCACUACAAAAUCUAAACCCUCUAUAUUCCACCGAGUCACACUCGCUAACAAGCUCCUCCGAGCCUGGUCGACUCAACCCAAACUCACUUAUUCUCCAUCUCCAUCCCCACACGACGACCCACGCGCCGCGCAACCGCGUCCUCCUCCAUUAAUCCCCGUUUCACAGCAGCGCGUGGUAAUCUACUUCACAAGCCUGCGCGUGGUCCGAACAACAUACGAGGAUUGCAAAACGGUGCGUUCCAUCAUGCGCGGUUUCAAAGUCGCAUUAGACGAGCGUGACGUGUCGAUGGACUCGGGUUUCCUCUCGGAGCUUCGUCGGGUCACGGGUCGCAAAUCCGGCUUAUCACUGCCACGUGUUUUUAUCAAUGAGCGGUACAUCGGUGGGGCCGGAGAGGUGAGAUGGCUGCACGAGAAUGGCGAGCUCAAGAAGCUUCUCGAAGGAUUGCCCGUAGCGGAUACGUAUCUCCACGCUUGCCACGUGUGCGGCGAUCAUAGGUUUUUACUUUGCGGGGAAUGUUCUGGUGCGCGCAAGGUGUACGCGGAGAAAGGUGGGUUCAAGACUUGUACGGCUUGUAAUGAGAGUGGUCUAAUCAGGUGCAUCUCUUGUUCUUGUUGACUACGUGCACCUACUCUUUUUUUAUUUGUUAAGAUGUUAGUAAUGUGUAGGACCCAAACAAUAUUUAAAAUAAAAAGGACAAAAUUGUAGGGCAGCGAAAAUUGUUGAAAUAAAAAUAUUGAUAUAGUUUGUUGGGUUGUA